CUUAAUCGGUCACGUGGAAUAGCGGAAAGUCAAGUCAAGUUAAUAUGUAAAUAAUUAGUUAUUGCUAUUAAUCGUUACGAUUAUUAACGAUUUAUGCAUUAGUCAGUCUGUUUUUAACUGUGAACCAUAAUGGACGCCUACGGCUAUAUUUUGAUUUUAUGUCUCAUGCUGCAAGGGCUAAGUUGUCAGCCGAUGGUUGAGGAGGGAGACCUGAUCAGGGAUCCGGUGGAAGACGAGAGCACCCUGGCUCCAACCACCACGGAAAUCAGUCCCCCAGAGCCGAAUUGCAUCACAGCCAAGGGUGUGCCGGGCACGUGUGUGACCCGACAGUAUUGCGACUACAGUACCUCGGCCAUAGACCUCACAUUAUAUGCUCCUCGCGGCUACGUGAAACCCUGUAAAACGGAGGACGUAUGUUGCCCCUUCGAUUCAAUUAUUAAAGCAAAAGAAACAAGUCAUGGUGAUAAUGACACGACUGGGUUUGAAUUUGACGACGAUGAUUAGUUAAUUUAUUUAAAAUCUAAGAGCCAUUUGGCUCUAAUUACUAUUGGACAAGAGCGUCGUGUACAAAUCACAGAUUAUAUAAUAUAUUUUUUGUCAAUAAUACAUUUUUAAAAUACUUGUAGGAUUUAAAUAAGAAGUUACAUUCUUCGACCAUGCUAGGUACUCUGUUGUAGUAAUGUAAGUUUAGCUAGCUUAGUAAUAAAAAUAAAGAUCAGAAAAAUAAAUUAAAAGGCCUUUACCAA
Messenger RNA from Pectinophora gossypiella (pink bollworm), 746 nucleotides. RefSeq lists its product as uncharacterized. NCBI's taxonomy places the organism in Eukaryota, Metazoa, Arthropoda, Insecta, Lepidoptera, Gelechiidae. The coding region runs from base 130 to 504 and encodes 124 amino acids. The transcript has 4 exons. The record is from RefSeq and is a predicted model, not a curated record.